Salmo salar (Atlantic salmon) is the source of this 3311-nucleotide messenger RNA. Its product is annotated as leucine-rich repeat-containing protein 57. Gene Ontology annotation, molecular function: protein binding. The record is from RefSeq and is a predicted model, not a curated record. Lineage: Eukaryota; Metazoa; Chordata; Actinopteri; Salmoniformes; Salmonidae. Gene Ontology annotation, cellular component: cytoplasm.
GCGAGCCACAUACAGACAUAUGCAUUGACGUCAAGCUGUUAGCUUCCUAACGACAUGUUUAUUGUUCGAGCAGCACUAUGUCCUAGGCUUGUGUUUAGGUUCGACUAGUCCAAUAACCCUCAUAGUUAUCUGUUCCUAAUAUAUAAGUUACAAUUUACAGACAAGUAUUGCACGAGAAGGACAAAUCAGCUCCUGAGCAACUGUUAACGGAUAGUUAAACGCCGGCAGCAGCAAUUAAUGAUUGAUUUGUAUAAUUGAUCUUUUAUAAGGGCCGCACUGACAACCAGGGAAGUAUCUAUCUUAAAGGCACAACCCCAGUAUCUGUCACCAUCAUCACAAUAAUAGGCUAGCUGAUUACAUAAGCGUGUGACCAACUGUAAAGUUGAAGAUCAUCACUUAGGAGAGCCGCAUCAGCGGGAAACUACAACAAAGAUGGGAAACAGUGCGAUCAAAGCCCAUCUGGAAAACUCACAGAAGACUGGGAUCUUUCAGCUGACAGGGAAAGGUCUCCCUGAGUUCCCCGAGGAGCUCCAGAGGUUGACUGGAAACCUACGGACUGUAGAUCUGUCUUCCAACAAGAUUGAAGUGCUGCCUGCCGCCAUAGGAAAUUUCCUUCAGAUGAAGAGUCUGACUUUAAAUUGUAAUAAACUCACAAGUCUCCCAGAUGAAAUUGGGAAGCUUAAGAAACUAGAGACCCUCUUGCUGAAUGGGAACCAACUGACGCAGCUCCCUAGCGGUGUAGGGCAGUUGAAAGCGUUGCGCACCCUCAGCCUGUCUGGGAACAAGUUCCGGGAGUUUCCUGGCGGCCUCGGCUCCCUACGACACCUGGACGUCCUGGACCUGUCCAAGAACCACAUCCAGGCUGUGCCUGCUGAGGUAGCGGCCCUGCAGGCCAUCGAGAUCAAUCUCAACCAGAACCAGAUUUCAGUAGUGUCUGCGGAGGUGUCCACCUGCCAGAGGCUAAAGGUGCUGAGACUGGAGGAGAACUGUCUAGAGCUUGCCUCCAUCCCUGUGUCCAUCCUCACCAGCUCCCAGGUGUCUCUGCUCUCUGUGGAGGGCAACCUGUUCGAGGUGAAAAAUAUGCGGGACCUGGAAGGGUAUGAGAAGUACAUGGAGCGCUUCACUGCAACCAAGAAGAAGUUUGCCUGAAGAGUAGUGAGAGGGAGCAUCCCCCUGAGUCCAGCUUGUGCACUACACCCAAGCACCCUCCCUAGUGGUUGUCUUACUACAGUAUAUAUGGCUUCUGCACUACAGCAACAGGUUACAACAGAGCAAGAACCACAGUAGAAUGAGUACUGAUUGACAGCAUGCUAUGAUCUGUGUAUGACAGCAACAGGAUACCAUGGAUGGUUAUAGAGAACUAUGUGAACAGUGGACGAUAGACAGUGCAUUCACUUACGAUAUUCAUAGAAAUUGCAUCUUGAAUACUAAUUUAUGAACGAAAACCUAAGCGGGUUAUACUUAAAUAGUAUAGUGGGCCAAAAUGUCCCUCUACAUACAUUGGCUUUUAACUGCAUAUAAAUGAUCAAACAAUACAAUUGUUGUAGAAGUCAAACACCUCGGUUCAGUAUCAAGCAGUGUUUUGCCUGUCAGAUAGUAUUUGUGCCGUGACCAGCAAGCGAAUGAAAACUGUAGUACAGAAUGUCAGGCUUACCCUGUGGAUCUGGAAUGGGACGUCACAUUUUUUUUGUAGCUCUGGUCCAGAGUGUUUAUUUUCAGCUGAGGAAAGCUGUUUCAUCAGCAUGCCACACAUAAAACCCUGGACCAGAGCUAGAUUUUCUGGUACCGUGAAAGAAUGAAGAAAAGCACAGCCUAAAUGUAAACAAAUCUAUACUGAACAAAAAUAUAAAUGCAACAAUAUCAAUGAUUUUACUGAGUUAGUUCAUAUAAGGAAAUCAGUCAAUUUAAAUAAAUAAAUUAGGCCCUAAUCUAUGGAUUUGUCAUGAUUGGGCUGGGGCAUAGGCCCACUCACUUGGGAGCCAGACCCAGCCAAUCAAAAUGAGUUUUUCUCCUCAAAAGGGCUUUAUUAAAGACAGAAAUACUCCUCAGAUUCAUCAGCUGUCUGGGUAGCUGGUCUCAGACGAUCCCACAGGUGAAGAAGUCGGAUGUGGCGGCCCUGGGCUAGCGUGGUUACACAUGGUCUGCAGUUGUGAGGCUGGUUGGACGUACUGCCAAAUUCUUUAAAACGAUGUUGGGGGUAGCUUAUGGUAGAGAAAUUAACAUUAAAUUCACUGGCAACAGCUCUGGUAGACAUUCCUGCAGUCAGCAUGCUAAUUGCAUGCUCCCUCAACUUGAAGUCUAUGGCAUUGUGUUGUGUGUCAACUUACACAUUUUUAGAGUGGCCUUUUAUUGUCCCCAGCACAAGGUGCAUCUGUAAUGAUCAUGCUGUUUAAUCAGCUUCUUGAUAUACCACACCUGUCAGGUGGGUGGAUUAUCUUGGCAAAUGAAAAAUGCUCACUAACAGGAUGUAAACGAAUUUGUGCACAGAAUUUGAGAGAAAUAACCUUUUUAUGUGUAUGGAACAUUUCUGGGAACUAUUAUUUCAGCUCAUUAAAAUGGGACCAACACUUUACAUGUUGCGUUUAUAUUUUUGAUCGGAACAUUUGGCUCUUCACAAGCAUACUCUUAUUGCUUUUGAAUGCUCAGUAGUUAAAUUAUUUGGACUUGAUUUGUAUUCAUGUGUUAUUUCAGUUGGUCUGUUGAACACAUCCUUACUAUUUUAGUAAUUUAACUCUGUAAAUAAUUUGUAGACAUUUUAAGAAGUGUGUGGGAUUGUAUCAGAUAAAAUCCACAAAACAGGAUCACCUCCACUGUUCUAAAUUUGACCCUCAAAGAAGUGUUGAUGGAUCCUCUUCAUAUUAUUUUAUCGGGCAAGGCUCUAGUAACCUUUAUUACUAGAUUGAAGACAACCUCACAAAGAGGAUCAUUCAUAUCUAUUUUCUGAUCAGUGUUGCUGAUCAAGGGUGCACUUUCUGUGAAAGGAGGAGUUGCAUUAGGCUGUCAUUAACAAAUGUAAUUUAUCAGGUGUAUGUAAUUUAAUUGUAACAGAAUACUCUCCAUGAAUUGUGUCAAUAUACUAACACUGAUUUAUGUAGAAUUACUUAACUUUGUUUCAUUUGAAUGCUUUUAUUUAAUUUUCCUUAAAUAUGAUUCCAUUUUUUGCACAGCUUUGUGCAAGAGUGUACAGUAUUCAGACCAAUUCAUAUCAGGUUGCCACAACCUUAAUUUUGUGAAAGGAAAGUACACGCAGUAAUUUAAUAAACCCCGAUCUCAUCGCAAGUUCUCCUAAUAAAAAUAUAAUACAUACAAUU